This is a messenger RNA of Marasmius oreades (fairy-ring Marasmius), 581 nucleotides long. RefSeq lists its product as uncharacterized. The transcript is spliced from 4 exons. Bases 204 to 398 code for a protein of 64 amino acids. The record is from RefSeq and is a predicted model, not a curated record. Lineage: Eukaryota; Fungi; Basidiomycota; Agaricomycetes; Agaricales; Marasmiaceae.
CACUCGUAAGGCUCAAAAAUUGCUUAUUCAACAGCUGUCACUUUAUUUUGGAACACAGUCUACAUGCCGACUGCGGGACACGACGAUAUAAGAGAUUAGAUGUGUACACGUGCUACGCAUCUGCUCAUCGAAAUUGAAUUAAAGGGGCUUGACCGAAAGAGAGAAUGAAUCGCCCCUAACAAAAUUUUGCACUUCCAAAGAAUAUGGAAACCAAACAAAAGGAAUAUGUCAAAGGCUACGGAGUGGACUGGGAGAAAGUCAAAGCCACUCUUGAGGUAACCGAUGAUCAUGACUGUGAUGGGCGAAUUGACGAAGCAAUGGCCUGCAAUGGCGCGGAUUUUGGAAUAUGUCGAUCACGAGGAAAAUUGGCUUUGGAUGGGAAAGCCCAACACAGGUAAACAGGUUCGCGGUUAACUCAUUCGGCGAAGGCGCCUUUGAUACAGAUGCGGAGGCUUUGAGGAAGAAAGAAAUUACUCCGCCAGCCUAUCCGCAAAGCUAUGUGAAACCUUUUUAUGCCCGACCUAUUUGAGAUUUUGUUUUGGUAAUGAAGCGCAAGAUAUCAUCCACUGAAUUUUACCAGA